Messenger RNA from Lodderomyces parapsilosis, 1017 nucleotides. RefSeq lists its product as uncharacterized. The record is from RefSeq and is a predicted model, not a curated record. Bases 1 to 1017 code for a protein of 338 amino acids. The transcript has a single exon. NCBI's taxonomy places the organism in Eukaryota, Fungi, Ascomycota, Pichiomycetes, Serinales, Debaryomycetaceae.
AUGGUGACAACAGGAAACACCGUGACGGUAUUUCGUACCACCAUAAAGGCCAUAUUUGGUCGUCGUAGAGACACAAACUGCUCACCAUUGACCACAGUUUCCACUACCUCGCCAGAUUCAAUGGCACAAGGAAGUUCAAAUCACCAAUCUUUAAAUUUGCAACCAAAUACUCAAGUGAGAGGACUGGAUCGUAAUGAAGCUAAUGGUUUCACAUCUUUUAUCAGAAGUAUUCUGAAGACAAACCUGAGAUGUCGAAGCAAGUCAACUUACUUUUCAGAGGAAGAAAACGAGCAAGCUAGAUGUUUGAAAUCAGCAACAACUGACUUUCCCAAUAACUAUACCAAAUAUGUCACAGCAACGCGGCACUUGCUCGACGUACUGGCUCCUGCUGACCCUAAUGGAAGAUCAUGUCCUCCAGUAUGGGAUACAUGCUACUGGCAGUUGACAUUGAACCCCGAAUGGACUGAAUAUGUUAUCAUUUACUCAAGAUUAGAAUAUGGACUGUCAAUUUUGACUGAGCUACUCGAUGAAUUGAAACCGCAUCUCAACUAUUACCAAAUACUCAAUCUGAAUCAAGGCAUUCUCAUGCAUUUCAUAGACAUGAGUUAUCAAUAUUGGUUGUUGCAGCUGAUCAAUCAAGUAAUUGGAAUCCAACUCGUUUUAUCCUCGCCUACGUGGCUUUACACAAUUGCAAACUCUAACAUCAUUGAUGCACAUAGAGCAUACAAUCUCCAAAUGGUUAAAGUACGGCUGAGCAAAGACCGGAAACCAAUAAUUAAGUUGUAUGGGAUUCCACUGUAUAUACCUAAAAAGCAUUUGGUCAAUGAGUUUCGUAAGUUGGGAAAAUUGGUGUCUUAUAAAUUUGCACCCACUGGACCAUUUACAAAGUUUCAUGUGGUGCAACUACAAUAUUCUCAAAAGGAUGAUAGGACCCGGAUUGCCAAGGAUAUACAAAAGAUUAUAAAAGGUAUGAAGUGCAAGGUUGUUUUGAAAUUUAGAGUUAUUCAGCCAGCAUGA